Molecule: messenger RNA, 2283 nt
Organism: Thecamonas trahens ATCC 50062
Lineage: Eukaryota; Apusomonadida; Apusomonadidae
Exons: 4
Coding region: 1-2250 (749 amino acids)
Biological process (GO): cellular hyperosmotic response; protein phosphorylation; transmembrane transport
Cellular component (GO): membrane
Molecular function (GO): ATP binding; MAP kinase kinase activity; transmembrane transporter activity
Source: RefSeq, a predicted model, not a curated record
AUGGACAGCGGGGAGUUUGACCUUGGCUUGGACGUUGGCCUCAGCAUUGUCAUGCCCGACUCGGACGACGAGAGCUCGGACGGGAUCAUGGAGGAUGGCCGGAUCUUCAAGGACGAGGUGCGGUUGUUCACUCUGUCGGAGCAUGGGGUGCAGAUUCCGUUCUCCAAGAUGAAGGAUCGUGCUACAGACUACGACAUAUAUUGCAUCGUGCUCGAUGCCAAGCUGAAGAACUCGCCGCAUCUGAUGUCGACGCUGGCAGACUUUGACUCGGACGCGGUGAGUGUGCGGUUUACCGGCGUGGGUGCCAAGUCGUGUGAGCCGCUCCGGCAGCUGGGACGCGGCCAGUUUGGCACGGUUGAUCUGGUCCGCGACUCGUCGCAAGGCAAGCUGUACGCGCUCAAGCGGGUCAACGUGGAGUCGGUCAUCAUGGCCGACUCGGCCCGCAAGCACCUCGUCUCCGAGUUCCAGGCCCUGUUUCUUGCCUCGAUCUCGGACAAGCUUGACGGGGCGUACAAGCCCGGCGCGGCGUUCAUUGUCAAGUUCUACGGCGGCUUCUACUGGCACCGCCAUAUCCACCUAGUCACCGAGUACAUGAACGCCGGCACGCUGCAGUCCUUUAUCGACAACACCGAGUACCCGCUGCCCGAAGCCAUUGUCGGCAAGAUCGCGUACUGCCUAGUCUCGGCUGUCUCGUUCCUCAAGUCCAUCAAGAUGAUGCACCGCGACAUCAAGCCCGAAAACGUGCUCCUCAACUCGCAGGGCAUACCCAAGCUCGUCGACCUCGGCCUCGCCGCAAACCUUCAGGCCUCGAUUGCCAACUCGCUCCUCGGCGACCUCGAGUACCUCGCUCCCGAGCAGCUGCGGACCGACGACAACGGCAACCCGUAUCCGUACACCGUCAAGGCUGACGUCUACUCGGUCGGCCUCACCGUACUCGAGCUCGCCCUCGGCUUCCAUCCCAUCAACGGAACCUCGCAUGGAGGCCCCAAGAAGAACGUCAACGAGCUCCAUCUUCUGCAGGCCAUUGCAAACGGCAACAUCGCCAUCGGUCCGGCCGCCUACUCGGACGACUACCUCUCGUUUGUUCUCGAGACCACCGCCCUUGAUCCGGAGGAGCGCCCACUCCCCACAGAGCUGCUGGAGGACGACCCCUGGCUCGCCGAGCAUGUCGUCGCCUCCGAGACCGAUCUCGUCGACGUCCAGCUCCUUGUUGCCCCGUUUGUCCCCACCAUUGAUCCCGACAUUGAUGGCUACGGGUCGUAUGGGAGCCUAGCGACCACAACGAGCGGGAGCAACGCCGAGAGCGCCGGCUGGCCCGAGUUCACAGCGCAGCAGACCGAGGUGGCCCGCAAGGCCGCUGUGCUGCGGACACCGGCCGAGGUUGUGCGGGCAAUGGCGGAGCAUGUCGAUGCCUCACUGGAUCAGCUAAUGCUGCAGUGGAUCGUCCGCGGCAUGCUUGCAGGCGUCCUCAUCACCUCGGGCGCCUUUCUCUCGGCAGUCUUCUCGGCUGGCGUCGAGGCCCAUGGCCCGCAAGCCUUCCUGACAGGCAUGGGCUUUGUCGCCGGCUUUUCCAUGGUCAUCCUCUCGGGAUCGCUGCUCUUCACCGAAGUCAACAUCUCUGUCCCCACCUAUCUCCUUGCCCGCGGUGGCUGGAAUGCGGCCGCCGGCUGCUUCGGCUGCGCGCCGACCGCGCCAUCGGGGCGCGGCGCAAGCGGCAAGUCGGCCCGCUUCCGCCCGCGGCGUGCCAUUGCCAUGUGGCUGGUCUCAGUCGUUGCCAACUACGUCGGCUCGCUCAUCGCCGGCGUCCUCUACAUCGGCGGCUCGCUGCUCAAGGGCGAGUCGCUCGUCCGGCUCAACACCAUCGUUCUCGGCAAGCUCUCGCCGUACUGGAACAACGGCGCCAGCGGCUGGUUCUCGGUCGUGGUCUCGGGCAUGCUUGCCAAUUUGCUGGUCGGGAUGGCGGCGUACAACGCCUCGGUCACCCGCACGCUACCGGGCGUCAUCCUCGGCAUCUUCCUUCCGGUUCUCGCCUUUGUUGCCCUCGGCGCCGCUCAUUCGCCCGCCAACAUGGGCUACUUUGCGCUCUCGCUCAUCAACGGCAACUCGCCGAUCACCUGGGGCGAAGCCUGGGCAUGGAACAUCGCGCCGGCUGUUCUCGGCAACGCCCUCGGUGGCACCCUUCUCCUCGCCUUCCCCAUCUUUAUCUCCCAUGGCGUCUCGCCCGCCACCUACCGCACCAAGCUCAUGUGAGCAGUUGACGUCGCCUGAUGCAGCCCCCCUGCG